AUGAGCGACUACACGUUCCUCGAAGAGAUGGGUAGGAAGAUUGGGGACUGGGGUCGCGAGAUAGUGCAAGGUGGCUAUACGAGAAACAGUACAGGUAUCAAGCCCGCCAGAGGGAUGGCGGACAUGAGGGGAAGAGGAAGAGGACGCGGUAGGGGGAUGGCUAUGAAUGCCGGGAAGAAGACGCGCUCUAAGCGCGACAUACUCAAAAUGCAGUUGGACUUCCGGGAUAUUGAAAUGGAGCAACUGCCUGCCGGUAUGGAGAGACGAAUUCUGAACCAAUCAGCCUGGGAUUUCAAGAACAGGACAGCGCUCCUUACACUUGAGUUCAAAUUCCACUGUCCUCCUGAUCCUCUUGCACCCUCAUCACAACCACACGAACCUCCAUUUUGCCUUUUAACCCACCGGAAUUCCCUAGAAAAGCCCCUUCUUUCUGUCAUGCAGGCUCAAGUAGCUGAACGUAGCAAAUCACGGAAGGGUGAUCCCGUUCCCUCCUGGCUUAUUCCCUUCGUUUGUCCAGAUCCAGACGCCCCGGAUUGCUUCUCGUCCCCAAUCUGCCUGAUGCGCACCUCGAUAGAUCCCCUCGCUCCGUUAGCUUCUACAGGUCCUUAUCCAGGCCAUAUCCUCUGCGAGGGUUAUUACAAGCUCGAUCCCACCCAGCCGCUUGCAGCGGUGCUAAAACACAAAUCCUUCGUCGAAUUUCCAACGAUAGAAGUUUGGGAAGAUGGCGCCUUCCAAGGGGCAAUAGUAGAUCCUCAAGGCAUUCUACAGGACACUCACGAACGUUCGCCAAAACGGCGGAAACUGAGCGCCAAGGAGGGAAGGAAAGCAAUGUCCGGGCUACUCGGAGGAUAUGGCAGCGAGGAUGGAGAAGGCGCAGAUGGACGAAAUGUCUUGGAUUUACUUGGUGGGUAUGCUGGUAGCGACGACGACGCCGAUACCGCGGAAGCGCGGCCAGAAGACGCAGAGGCAACAUACAGGACUCGCGAAGAGGAAUUAGGUGACAUGCUAGGGGACGAGGAUGCUGAAGGGGAAACCGAUGACGAGCUAGAAGAAGACUCAGAAAAGUUGGCAAUGCUUCUUGAACAGCUGCGCCAACAGGGUGCACUUCGGGACCCUACCGCGGACAGAUCAUUCAGUGGGCCCGGGGAUGGAGACGACGAGCAAGUGGAUUGGGGGGGGUCGGAAGACGAAAGGUAA
Molecule: messenger RNA, 1197 nt
Organism: Fibroporia radiculosa
Lineage: Eukaryota; Fungi; Basidiomycota; Agaricomycetes; Polyporales; Fibroporiaceae
Exons: 2
Coding region: 1-1197 (398 amino acids)
Biological process (GO): maturation of LSU-rRNA from tricistronic rRNA transcript (SSU-rRNA, 5.8S rRNA, LSU-rRNA); box C/D snoRNP assembly; snoRNA localization
Cellular component (GO): nucleus; pre-snoRNP complex
Source: RefSeq, a predicted model, not a curated record